Phalacrocorax carbo (great cormorant) is the source of this 1284-nucleotide messenger RNA. The record is from RefSeq and is a predicted model, not a curated record. NCBI's taxonomy places the organism in Eukaryota, Metazoa, Chordata, Aves, Suliformes, Phalacrocoracidae.
GGCCGGCCUCAAAAGAGUGCGUGUUUCCUGCCCCCAGAGAGAGGCGGUUGAGUAUGGAGGUGUUCCCGUCCCCCCUGGAGUCCGCCCGGUUUAUAGCCGGGAACAGCGAAGAUGUUUGGGUGGACGAGGAGGGGGCACGGCGGGUGGCGGAGAGUUUGUUCGACAGAGCCUCGGCGGCAGAGUUCGGGCUGGCGGGGUGGAAGAGCCUCCACGAGCUGAACCCGCGGGCCGCCAGCGCGGAGGCGGUGGACUGGGUCUUCCUGGUGGACUCGCUCAACUUCUCCUUCUGGUCCGAGCGGGAGGACCACAAGUACCUGGUGACCUACAAGGGGAAAACCUACAGCGGCUACUGGUCCCUCUGCGCCGCCGUCAACAGGGCCCUGGACGACGGAAUACCUAUUACCAGUUCAUCGUAUUUUGCCACCAUGACGCUUCAACAAGUUAGGCACGUAUUUCGCUCUGACACUGAAGUGCCCAUGCCUUUGAUUGAAGAACGACAUCGAGUGCUGAAUGAAAGCGGAACAGUUCUGUUAGAGAGAUUUGGAGGAUCUUUCCUCACCUGUGUUAAAAUGAGUGAGAGAAGUGCUCAGAAACUACUAUAUCUAGUACUGGAAAAUUUUCCUUCAUACAGAGAUGAAGCUGUGUUUCAGAAAAAAAAAGUAUCUUUCUAUAAACGGGCACAGAUACUGGUGGCUGAUACAUGGAGUGUAUUAGAAGGCAAAGGAGAUGGCUCUUUCGAUGACAUUUCUAGUCUGACAAUAUUUGCUGACUACAGAAUUCCUCAAGUUCUUGUUCACUUAAAAGCAAUGAAUUAUUCUGAAGAACUAAUGAAGAAACUACGUGAAGGAACAAUUUUCCAGUCUGGAGAUAAAGAGGAGGUGGAGAUCCGUGGCUGUUCUAUUUGGUGUUGUGCAUUGAUUUGUAAGCACCUGCUGGAGCUCUAUGAGAAGAAGGGUCAUGACAUGCGUGAAAAGAUCAAUGCAGUUUUACUCGAUUAUUAUCUUUGGGACUAUGCCAGGGAUCAUAGGGAAGAGAUGAAAGAUAUUCCAUUUCACCGAGUACGGUGUAUAUAUUACUAAGGCCAGUCUGAUACCAAUUUUUCUGAUGAAUUAUCUUUUGAAUUGCAUUUUGUCGUAUACUAGUUUGGAACUGGCUAAUUCAAAUGCUCAUUUUGUGAUGAUGUAUCAAUAGCUUGCUUAUCAAAAUCAGAAUCUUUUGCUCACUAUGACUGGAAUUAAUAGUGUAAACUUUGCUGGACAAUUCACCUUGAUUUGGCAUUUAUUA